Myotis davidii is the source of this 5359-nucleotide messenger RNA. RefSeq names its product transmembrane and tetratricopeptide repeat containing 2 (gene TMTC2). Bases 347 to 2812 code for a protein of 821 amino acids. NCBI's taxonomy places the organism in Eukaryota, Metazoa, Chordata, Mammalia, Chiroptera, Vespertilionidae. Gene Ontology annotation, biological process: protein O-linked glycosylation via mannose. The transcript is spliced from 12 exons. Gene Ontology annotation, cellular component: endoplasmic reticulum membrane. Gene Ontology annotation, molecular function: protein binding; mannosyltransferase activity. The record is from RefSeq and is a predicted model, not a curated record.
AUGGGUUAGGGUGGGGGCCUCGGGCAGCGGGGAAGACCAGCCCGGUGCCUCCGCCGGAGGGCGCGGAGCCCGAACGCCGCUCGCGGGCGCCGGGCAUGGGGAGCGCGGUGUGAGCCCGCACCCCGGGAGGACGCCCGAGCCGCGGCGACGGGCCGAGGUGGAGGAAGAGCGCGUGGACUGGGAGGACCCAAGGGAGGAAGGGAGGGAGAGAAGGGAGGGUGGGGAAGCUAGGGAAAAGUGAAGCUGGGAGGAGAAGGCGGAGGAAGGUGGGGAUUGAUGCUUCUGUUUUUUGUUGCCGCUGCUGCCCUCGCGCUGGGAGCCGAGCCGGAGGGAAGGCGGUGGAGAGAUGAUUGCAGAGUUGGUGAGCAGCGCUCUGGGGCUCGCCUUGUAUCUCAACACCCUAAGCGCGGAUUUCUGCUAUGAUGACAGCCGUGCUAUCAAGACUAAUCAGGACCUUCUCCCAGAAACGCCAUGGACGCACAUUUUCUACAAUGAUUUCUGGGGGACUCUUCUAACCCACAGUGGCAGCCACAAGUCCUACCGGCCACUCUGCACGCUUUCUUUUCGCCUGAACCAUGCCAUCGGAGGGCUGAAUCCCUGGAGCUACCAUCUUGUCAAUAUCCUACUGCAUGCGGCAGUCACUGGUCUCUUCACGAGCUUCUCCAAGAUACUCCUUGGGGACGGAUACUGGACCUUCAUGGCGGGCUUGAUGUUCGCCUCUCACCCCAUCCACACGGAGGCCGUGGCAGGAAUCGUGGGUCGAGCCGAUGUCGGGGCCAGUCUCUUCUUUCUCCUCUCCUUGCUCUGCUACAUUAAACACUGCUCUACCAGAGGCUACUCAGCCAGGACGUGGGGCUGGUUCCUGGGGACAGGGCUGUGUGCGGGAUGCAGCAUGCUGUGGAAGGAACAAGGAGUGACUGUUCUGGCAGUCUCAGCAGUUUACGAUGUCUUCGUCUUUCACAGGCUGAAAAUGAAACAGAUCCUACCUACCAUUUACAAAGGGAAGAAUUUGUCUCUUUUCCUCAGCAUUAGUUUGUUAACUCUCUGGGGGACUUCCCUUUUGGGUGCCCGUUUAUACUGGAUGGGAAACAAACCACCAAGCUUUUCCAACUCUGACAACCCAGCUGCUGAUUCUGAUAGUCUCCUGGCUCGCACGCUCACCUUCUUCUACUUGCCAACCAAGAACCUCUGGCUGUUACUCUGCCCUGAUACCCUCAGUUUUGAUUGGUCAAUGGAUGCCGUGCCUCUGCUCAAAACAGUUUGUGAUUGGAGAAACCUACACACUGUGGCCUUCUAUACUGGACUCCUCCUUCUUGCCUACUGUGGUUUAAAGAGCCCAAGCGUGGAAAGAGAAUACUAUGGGAAAUUUGUAACAAAUGGCAAGCAGAAUGCAAACGGACAUAGCUGCCAUUCAGAUGUGGAAUACCGGAACUCAGAGAUUAAGCCCAGCUUUGCAUCCAAAGUAGAAAAUGGCAUUAAAAAUAAUGUACCACAGACAACACCACUUCCUUCUACAGAGAACAUUGUUGUACUGUCUUUAUCUUUGUUAAUCAUACCCUUUGUUCCUGCCACGAACCUGUUUUUCUAUGUCGGCUUUGUAAUUGCAGAGCGAGUAUUGUAUAUUCCUAGCAUGGGCUUCUGCCUCCUCAUUACAGUGGGUGCCAGAGCCCUUUAUGUCAGAGUCCAGAAGCGGUUUCUCAAGAGCUUGAUUUUUUAUGCUACAGCUACAUUAAUUGUUUUCUAUGGACUCAAGACUGCAAUCAGGAAUGGAGACUGGCAGAAUGAGGAAAUGCUGUAUAGGUCAGGGAUAAAAGUAAACCCAGCUAAAGCAUGGGGUAACCUUGGAAAUGUUCUGAAGAGUCAGAGCAAAGUUUCCGAAGCUGAAAGCGCCUAUAGGAAUGCUUUGUACUACCGGAGCAACAUGGCUGACAUGCUUUAUAAUUUAGGGUUACUCCUGCAGGAGAACAGCAGGUUUGCAGAAGCGCUACAUUAUUAUAAACUGGCGAUCGGGAGCAGGCCUACACUGGCUUCUGCGUAUUUAAACACCGGUAUUAUUCUGAUGAACCAAGGAAAGACCGAAGAAGCCCGACGUACAUUCCUGAAGUGUUCUGAGAUCCCUGAUGAAAACCUAAAGGACCCUCACGCGCAUAAGAGCUCGGUGACCAGCUGUCUCUACAACCUGGGAAAGCUCUACCACGAGCAGGGACACUAUGAGGAAGCCCUUAGUGUAUAUAAAGAAGCAAUUCAGAAAAUGCCAAGGCAGUUUGCUCCACAGAGCUUGUACAACAUGAUGGGUGAAGCAUACAUGCGGUUAAGCAAACUCCCGGAGGCAGAGCACUGGUAUAUGGAAGCACAGAGAUCCAAUAACCUAGGUCGUAAGAGUGAGGCUGAAAAGUUCUUCUUGAAGGCUAUUGAGCUGGAUCCCACCAAAGGAAACUGUUACAUGCAUUAUGGUCAGUUUCUUCUGGAAGAAGCGCGCCUGUUAGAAGCAGCCGAGAUGGCAAAAACAGCAGCGGAGCUGGACAGCACAGAGUUUGAUGUGGUCUUCAAUGCUGCCCACAUGCUCAGACAGGCCAGCCUCAAUGAAGCAGCCGAGAAGUAUUAUGAUCUGGCAGCCAGGCUGAGGCCCAAUUAUCCGGCUGCGCUGAUGAACCUGGGAGCCAUCCUGCACCUGAACGGCCGGCUGCACCAGGCCGAAGCCAACUACCUGCGGGCGCUGCAGCUCAAGCCGGACGACGUCAUCACGCAGUCCAAUCUCCGCAAACUCUGGAACAUCAUGGAAAAGCAAGGCUUAAAGACUUCCAAGACCUGACACGGGGCAGCGCCUCUUCCUCCUCCACCUUCUCAAGCUGGCUUCCUUCACCAACAGGACUUCCCAGCGGGGCUAGGACAAGAGCUGGUUUGGACUUCAAGGCCAGGGCAGAGGUCACCGAGGUCACUGCCUCUUCUGGGAAUAUCCACUUAGCUGUUGGCACAGCCUUUAACACCAAAAAGGGGGGGGGGAUUUGGAAACCUCCUGAAGGAUGUAAUUGUUACCCAUAGAACUAAACCAGAGCACUUAAGAAAGGAUCUCUUGGCCUUCUGAAAGAGGGACGGCGUCUAACUUCCAAACUUUGUGCAUUUUUGAAAGCUAACUGAGAAAUUAUAUUGUUUCCUAAACACUGUGAGAGGAAGCCAGAGUGUCCAUUCAGCCAUGGUAAACUAUGAAGGUCAAGUGUGCAUAGGAGAGAUUAACAUGUAGUGUGAGCCCCAGGGAGCCGGCGGUCAUCCUGCUGCUGCCUUCCCUCUCUGGGACAGCCCGCUCAUCCAAAUUCUGCAACUUAGAAAAUUCCCCCCCCCCUUUUUUUUUAAUACGAUGUCAGGACCUGUGAGAGUCUACGCUUGUUUCCUGACUAGUGCACAUGCCGCAUUAUGAUUUGGAUGUCAGUCUUCACUUUCUUGGGAAUCAUUUGCUUUUCAUGAUCUGAAAAGGGUAUGCAGCGUAGCGAAACCCCCAUUUCACACUGGUAUUGUAGGAGGGGCCAGGGAGGCCUCAUACUUGUCAGGCAGGCAUUUUUUACUUUAAAGUCGCCAAUAUUUAUCCCCCACACACACACAAAAAUAAAAGAAAGAAAGAAAGAAAAAACUGCCUAGGAGAAUUCAUUGUGUUAAUUCUUAGGCUUUUGAAAUUGCCUUUGUAAAUGGCUAUUCCUGGUUAGUGCACAUGCUUAUAUAAGGAUUAUAACAAAAGGAAGCUUAAAGGUGUUCUAGCUCCAACAACUAACCAGCAGCCAUUAGACAUAAGGGAAGGUGCUUUGUGCUUUCCAGAUGUUACUGGUUAAAAAAACAAGUCUGCUCGAAGGAGUGUAUAAUGAUGGUUACCAAUGACUUUAUAUUUGGGAAAUGUUAUUAUGAAAUGCUAAUAUCUUUCUAAUAGGUACCAGAACAGUAAUGCUGAUACGGUUUUAAGGAAUUGUUAUCGUAUUUUUCAUAUUUUGCUCUUCCCCCCAAAAAACAUAAAAAUAACUUCUUAUUUUAAGCUGCAGUAGAGUGUAGCAUUAGCCUGCGUGUUUCUAGGUGUUCUGCCAAGUGCUUUUUACAGUUGAAAACCAUUUCUCACUAGCAAAUUUGGUAUUUUGUUUCAUUACCUAUUUGUAACCACUUCAACGUUCAUUUCACAAGUAAAGGAGUUUAAAAGAUGUAGAGAAGAACAUUUGUUGAACUUUUUUUUUGACUUGCAGUCAGACUUUGUUACUAGAAAUUAACUUUGUGAAAACAAUAGCCCACUAUUAGCUUCUUCAUAAAGUAGAAACACAAUACUGUACAUAUUUAUUUAUUUAUUAUUCUAUAAUAGCAGAAUAACAAACAAAACUUGAUUCACCAAGCCAAUUCCUUGCAACUGAAAAUUAAGCUUUUUCUCCUUUACACUCAUGCUCCAUGUAUAUAUGGUCAGCUUCCCCAUUAAAGGGAAGCUGCACAUGCAAAUACAUCAUACUAUGUUUUCUCCAUAUUUUGUAUGUUUUUCUGCAUAUCUGAAUACAGUGGGAUAAAGAAUUUGAAGUAGUGUUCCUAUGGCAUUAGUGUAAGAAGGGCAAAUGUAGUGAGAGAGAUUUGGUGAUGACAUUAAUAAGAAGGCCCUCCUACCAUGUACAGUAUUUUAUAAACAUUUCACUGAGGGGCCAAAAGUUAAAUUAUAACUAAAUCACUGUGUUCUCAGAAUGAUAUUUAACAUUUAACAACAACAAACCCGUGGUCAAACCAAAAAUAGGGGUUGAAGUGUAUUUUUCAUCUUCUACUGCAUUGGCAAUUGCAAACAAAUAAAUACAAAAGGAAUUUAAUAUAAGGAUAUAGAGAUGAAUUCAAUGUCUAACAUUUUUAUUUAUUUAAAUAUUGACCUAUGAUGAUUUCCUAGUUUUAACACUUUAUGUCUUUUUUAUUGUUAUUAUUCUUCCUUUCAAAACACUUGGUUCUUAAUAGGUUUGCUGAUUGCACAGUAGAGGCACUUCAUGUUGACCCAGUUCCCAAGUAGCAUUAAUAAUUGGGCCUGUGUCAUAAAAUGCAUGGAUCUUUAAUAACAAAAUGUCCCUGACACCUUCUAUUACAGGGCUGGGCUUGGACCAACUUGGGGGGAGGGCAACAGGGGAGCAUAAUAGAACAUGGUCAAAAAAGUCUCCGCUCAGGGAUUUAUGGUGGAUUAUUGCAGACAGUGCUAAAAAUAUAGAGCACAAGACAAGCUUACUAAAUUAAAAUUUUAUUUUUUGAGAAGCUGUUAUUUGUAUAAAUUAUCAAGAUUUGUAGGCUUUCCUUUUGUAGAAAUAAUUGUUUUAUGUGCCAGAGAAUUUCAAUUUUGUUUUCAACAAUAAAGCAUUGAUAACAAAUA